UGCAAUUUGAAAUCUGUAUUAAAACUACUAAAUUAUCGGUUUAACCGAAUUAUUAACGCGACAGAGAUUAUCAAAACCUUACGAUGGAAGGAAAAGAACAAGAACAUAGAAAGUCUGACACAAAAGCUUUGCUGGUAAAGUAAAGCAACAUGGCAAGUAGGUCCUACACGCUUAGUGCUUCCAGGUUGAAGGUUCCUGGAACUUUGGCAUUGACUUGGUUGACCUAACACUGUCUUCGUCAUGGAAACUCAUAUCUUAAUCUAUUUGGUUGAUGAACUAGCAAGCUUAAUCCAUUGUUUUUCUCAACUUUCUCUGUACUUGGAAUUCCAAUUUGCUACUGUGACAACAUGGCUGAAGCUGUAGUUACUGUCAUGCUUAAGAAUCUCAACUCCUUAAUCUGCAAAGAGUUUGGAUUGCUUUGGGGUGUCGACAAAGAAAUGAGGAGGCUCUCUAGCAUCCUCGAAACCAUCUGUGCGGUGCUUCACGAUGCCGAGAGGGACGAGAGGCAGUCAGAAAACAUGCCAAUCAAGGAUUGGCUGCAAAAGCUUAAGGAUGUUUAUGGUAAGAUGGAUGACAUUCUGGAUGAGUGCUCGAUGGAGGCAUCACGACUGGAGUACAAAAGCCAGAGGUUUGGAUCAACCCAAAAGGUUAGAGCUUCUGUCCUAUCCUUUAUGAACCCAAAAAAUAUUUGGUUUCGUUAUCAUAUUGCAAAAAAGAUUCAAGAUGUUUUAGAGAGAUUGGAUGAAAUUGCAAAUGAACGUUUGAAGUUUCACUUGCGUGAGCGUGAGGUUGUUGAGGAUCGGAGACCUGUCCAAGUAAGAAAGAAUCGUGAAACAGGCUCCGUAGAUCAGAAACAUGUGUAUGGAAGAGAAGAAGAUAAAGAUAAGAUUGUGCAGUUUUUGGUAGAGAAUUCAAGAAGUUCCAAAGAUCUCUCUGUCUAUCCUAUUGUGGGUAUGGGUGGCUUGGGAAAAACUACCCUUGCUCGAUUGGUGUUCAAUGAUAAAAGGGUUGGUGAGAAUUUUGAGAUGAAAAUAUGGGUAUGUGUUUCUGAGGACUUUGAUGAGAAGAGAUUGAUAAAAGCUAUGAUAGAGUCUGCCACUACAAAUAUUUGUGAUGAUAUGGGCAUGGAUCCCCUGCAGAAGCGCCUACAAAGCAUAUUGGGGACGAAGAGAUUUUUGCUUGUCUUGGAUGAUGUGUGGAAUCACAACCGAGAGCUAUGGGAAGGGUUAAGAAAUGUACUUGCUUGUGGAUCAAAUGGUUCUUCGAUCGUAGUUACCACUCGUCUCAUAAAGGUUGCAUCUAUUAUGGGAACAACACCAAUGCAUCGGUUGUCACGUUUACCAGAAGAUGAUUGCUGGUCAGUGUUUAAGCAUAGUGCAUUUCUAAAUGAACGUGAAGAGCGACCAAAUCUUGUAAAAAUUGGGAAGGAGAUUGUGAGGAAGUGCAAGGGAAAUCCGCUAGCGGCAAAGACUUUAGGAAGCUUAUUGCAGUUCGAAAGUGAGGAAAAGAAGUGGCUUUCCGUUAUGGAAAGUGAACUUUGGAAUCUGCCACAAGAAGAAACUCACAUCCUGCCUGCUUUGAGAUUGAGCUACCUUCAUCUACCAAUUGAUUUACGACGAUGUUUUGCGUUUUGCGCCAUAUUUCCCAAGGAUUUUAAAAUAGAGAAGGUAAGAUUAAUUCAUCUGUGGAUCGCUAAUGACCUGAUAUCUUCCAAAGGAAAAAUGGAGGUGGAAGAGAUUGGCAAUGAUAUCUUUAAGGAAUUAUAUUGGCGAUCAUUCUUCCAAAAGGAGUACCACAUUGAUCGUUUCACGAUGCAUGAUCUAGUGCAUGAUCUUGCUCAAUACAUUAUGAAGGAUGAAGUACUGCAUGUUUCAGAAAUUGAUUGCCCUGAUCAUAACUUAUCGAGGGUUCGCCACAUGACAUUUAAUUCCUCUGAACCAACAAUAUUUGACAUGCGUUCUGCUUUAUACAAACCAAAAUCCUUGCGUACUUUAGUGUUGAUGCCGUCUGUCAAUAAGUUUCCUUAUGGCUUGUAUUUUCGUUCUUUACGAGCUUUUGUUGCUAGACGGUCAAGCAUAGAGUUAUCAUGUUUAUCUUCUCUAAUCGUUAGUUCGAAACAUUUAAGGUAUUUGAAUCUUUCGGGAGCUCAGAUCAGAUUCCUUCCCGAGCCAAUUUGUUCCUUGCAAAGCUUACAGACUUUGGAUGUAAGUCAUUGUUAUAAUCUUCAGAAGCUACCAAAGCAUAUGAGUCGAUUAAGGAGUCUUUGUCAUCUUUAUAUUGAAGGUUGUCGUUUGUUAAAUCACAUGCCUCCCAACAUUGGGAAACUAAGUUGCUUAAGAAGUUUAAGCAGGUUUAUUGUGGAUCGGAGAAGAGGAUAUGAUACAGAUGAGUUGGGAAGCUUAUUAAAACUUGGUGGUAGUUUGAGAAUCGAACACCUUGAGAAAGUGAAGAGUCCAGUGGAAGCCAAAAAAGCCAAUCUAGUGGGAAAGACGAAUCUCCAAAGGUUGCAUUUGCAUUGGUAUUACAACCUAAAUGAAGUAGGAGACCAAAAGCUGAAUGAGCAGGUACUUGAUGCUCUUGAACCUCCUCCGACUUUAAAACUUUUGGAAAUUUCAAAUUUUAGAGGUGGACAUUUCCCGCAUUGGUUUAAUGCAGACUUUGAAAAUUUAAUCAGCAUAGAUUUCAGUUACUGUAAAAACAGUAUGGAACUUCCUACAGCCAUGGGGAAACUACCAUCUCUAACAUCUCUUUAUUUACGUGAUAUGGAUUGUUUGCGGUAUGUGGAUAAUGAAUCCUAUAAUGGACAGCUAUUCGGCGGCUUCUUCCGCUUAGAAACUCUCAGGAUUCUUUAUUUACCAAAUUUAGAAAGGUUGUCCAGGGUGGAAAGAAGCCACACACUCCCACGUCUAUCCAAUUUGGAUAUUGGUGGAUGCCCUAAACUGACCUCCUUACACUAUCUUCCGUCAAUCGAGAAGUUAUAUGUAACGAAAUGCAAUGAGACAGUGUUAGAAUCAGUUUCAAAUCUCCAUACUCUAAAAUCACUUUAUAUAUCUGAUAAUGAUGAUUUGGCUUCCUUUCCCGAUGGGUUCCUGCAUAAUCUGACCGCUCUCAAAUCACUUGGGAUUUCAAGAUUCAGAAAGCUUCAAGAUUUGCCAUCUGACAUGCUUAUUGGCCUAACCGCUUUGGAAAAAUUAUCUAUCUCUCAUUGCGAAAUGCUUGAGUGCUUUCCAACGGGAAUAUUUCAAGGCUUAAUUAGCCUUAAAGAGAUACACAUUAAGAAGUGUAGAAAGCUGAAAGGUUUGUCAGAUAGCUUUGGAGACCUUACUGCCCUUGAAUCAUUGCAACUCCAAGGUUGUUCAGAGUUGGAAACUUUCCCAGAUGGUCUUAACAAUCUUUCUUCCCUCCAACGUCUGACCCUAGUACGAUUGGCAGCUUUGCCUGAGAACUUAAAGCAUCUCCCCUCUCUUAAAUAUAUGGAAAUUUCUGGGUUUCCAAAUCUUGAAAAUUUGCCUGAGUGGCUUGGAGACUUGACAUCUCUUUCUUCAUUAUCUAUUAGCAAUUGUCGCAACUUGGAAUAUCUACCCAAAUGUAUCCAACACCUCACCAACUUACAGAGCUUGGCAAUCGGAGAUUGCCGUAAAUUAAAGAAACGAUGUAAAAAUGGAAUCGGGGAGGACUGGCACAAAAUAGCCCACAUUCCACGUAUCCAUGUGUGGCCUGCUAGCUAGCGACCCACUCAUACAAGAAGACACGGAAAAUUGUUUGAUCAACGUAGAGGUUUAAUAAAGCUCCUCAUGCCCACUGGUGGUUCUGAAUCUGCAUUUCAGAAGGCAGAGGAUGUGGUGCUUCCAGGGAGGGUGACGAGGUCGGAUAAGUGGUUCAGAAAUUUCAGGUUUAGUUUUGCAGUUCCUGAGCAAAAAGUUAGGAGUGCUGGAUCAUUCAUAAUGAAGGACGUUAGCAGAAAUUUCACGAUAUGGAUUUGUAUUGUAAAUGCAUUUUAGCAUUUAUAUUAAGUUAUAUGUUUAUGAUUUGCUUAGUUCUUCUAGGUUGAAAGUAUUGAGAUUAUAACAUGUGUCUACAAUUAAUUAGACAUAUUUCACUAUUCUUGGUUUCACCUUCUCUUUUUAUUAAAAAUUAAAUAACUUAUAAAUGGGCACAAAUUUUUGUGUGGAGAUUGAUGUUUAAAGUUUAUAUAUAUGUGAUCUUGUUUCUAGAGUUUUGCAUUA
Messenger RNA from Ziziphus jujuba (common jujube), 4226 nucleotides. RefSeq names its product disease resistance protein RGA2. Bases 348 to 3728 code for a protein of 1126 amino acids. Gene Ontology annotation, molecular function: protein binding; ADP binding. The record is from RefSeq and is a predicted model, not a curated record. Gene Ontology annotation, biological process: defense response to other organism. Lineage: Eukaryota; Viridiplantae; Streptophyta; Magnoliopsida; Rosales; Rhamnaceae. The transcript is spliced from 2 exons.